Suillus paluster is the source of this 1195-nucleotide messenger RNA. RefSeq lists its product as uncharacterized. The coding region runs from base 181 to 990 and encodes 269 amino acids. The transcript has 2 exons. The record is from RefSeq and is a predicted model, not a curated record. NCBI's taxonomy places the organism in Eukaryota, Fungi, Basidiomycota, Agaricomycetes, Boletales, Suillaceae.
CGUGAAGCCGUUUGAGAAAAGUUCCUUUGUGCGCAUGCCGCCAAUUGUAGCUAGUUACACCUCACACACGGUUUUCAUUGCCGUGUUCACUGCCCAGCGCUUUACCUUAGUCAUCGCCUCAGUCUUGAAAAGAAAACCCAUCCUUGCCUUCGAAUCGUUAGCGUUAUCCUAACCCUGUCCAUGAGGGGCCCUCCAUACCCUACCCUCAUAUUUGCUUGCUCUUUGUUCAUCUCUGUAAAAAGCCUACCUUACGAUACAACCAUGCUCAUCAGACGAGCCGUCCCAGAAAUAGGUGGUUCACAAGGAGGUUUCAUCGGGCUCGUCGUCGCUCUGAGCGUGCUUAUUCUCAUCUGCUGCAUCGCAGUCUUCUUCCUCCUCCGCAAUCACGAACCCUCCGAACAAGACCGCGCCGCCCGCCGUGAGCGCUACCGUCGUCACCGUGAGCGCGAAGAACACGAUUCAACAACUGCUUCGCCAGGGCUCAGCGCCUUUGGGGACAAACUCCGUGGAAUGUGGGGAGAUAGGCGCAGCAGUGGAAAUAGGAGCGGGAGCAGCGGACGACGAGGUGGGCGUGGUUGGAUCCAAGCUGGCUCAGGUGACGAAUGGGAGACUGAUUCAGAUCAUGGUGAAGAACGCGGGCCGCAGCAGCCCAUGCAGUCCUUCCCCAGGUCUUUUCAAGAGGGCCCAUAUAACUCCCAGAUCGCAGAAACAGACUCGCCGCUGUCGGAUGCGGAGUCGUAUACGCCGACGCAUUAUGGGGAUCCAUUUAUGAAGGGCGCAUUGCAAGUAACAUCACCACAGCGGGUGACUUUUGCGCGUUCGCAGUCACCGCUCUCCAACUCGAGCUCCCCCAUGUCCCCUGGUUCUCAUCAAGAAGCAAGUAUAGAUGAUGGAGAGGUGCGCGCGCCUGACCACCGUCAUUUUUCUUCACAAUCGACGACAUCAGUGCGGACGUUUGAGGGAGGCACAAAGUUUAUCGAGUCGCUCUAGCUUGUUAUGAUUAUGUUGAUGGUUUCCCUUCCUCGUGUUGUCGUAUUUUCACCUUUUACUCUCAUGGUUCACGUCUACUCAUUACACAUAUUGUAUCAUCUGGACACUCAUACGUGCAGUUGUUGUUUCAUGCUCCCUUGCAAUGUAUCUUUAGAUACUCCUGCUACUCCCUCGCUAAAUGAUUAUUAAUCUCGAUCCACCAUGA